AAGUAAAGAUAUGUCUAGCUGUCUGUUUCGUUCACUGACUUCUCUCUUACAGUAGACUUAAAGUAAUAUCAGUACAUAUUUGUAAUGGCAGACCCAGUGGUCUACAUACUUGUAACUUUCACUCAAAAUGAGGAAUUGGGCAUUGGCACAUUGGAGGCCAUAGCAGUGCCAAAAGAUUUUCGUGACCAGAGUUUCCAUCAUCAGCUCGAGCAAUUAAGAGGUUUUGUUGGGACAAAAAAAAUUAUUGGAAUCAAUUGGCCUAAGUUUCCCAGCAAUCCUGGUUGGAACCUACCAGUUGAGUCGACUACCAAAUCUAGAUCCCCAGUUCAACAUGACAUGAGAUCAUGUAAAGUUAUCACGUACUCAGAGGACAGAGAUGUGGUGGUGGCAGUACGAGAUGCCAUGAUGCCUCCCAUCGGUGUCCAAAAGGCAGUAGCCAAAAAAUCAGCUCCCAAAUCAUCUCCAAAUCAGAAACAUGGCACUGGCCAGAAAUCUACCUCUCCACCACCUAACUUGCCAGUUGAAAAGUCAGCAACAGGUAGCACCAAUGUUUCUCAUUAUUUACAAUAUCGUACUCUAACCUGCUACACAGUUACUAGGAAGACCAUGGACAUCUUCGUCAAAGACAUGGAGGGGUUAGGUUGCCAGUUGAUCACUGGGGGAGAUGAAGACAAGCCCGAUGAAUCUGCUGACAGCAGCCUUCAUCAUGAAGAUGAUCAGAAAGGAAAUUCUACUUCAGAAUCAGAGGACGAAGAUGUGAUUCCUCCUACUCCACCUCCGCCUCCAGCGAAGAGAAGACGUGCUAAUCAGUGUGUCAAAUCAAUGGGCAACACCACAUCUAAGAGAAAUUCAAGUCACAGCAAGGAAAAUGACUCUUUUGUAACACCA
Messenger RNA from Daphnia magna, 888 nucleotides. RefSeq lists its product as uncharacterized. The record is from RefSeq and is a predicted model, not a curated record. Lineage: Eukaryota; Metazoa; Arthropoda; Branchiopoda; Diplostraca; Daphniidae. The transcript has 4 exons. The annotation marks the transcript as partial.